Messenger RNA from Lolium rigidum, 2279 nucleotides. Its product is annotated as S-adenosyl-L-methionine-dependent tRNA 4-demethylwyosine synthase-like. Gene Ontology annotation, biological process: wybutosine biosynthetic process. The coding region runs from base 1 to 1995 and encodes 664 amino acids. Gene Ontology annotation, molecular function: FMN binding; 4 iron, 4 sulfur cluster binding; catalytic activity. NCBI's taxonomy places the organism in Eukaryota, Viridiplantae, Streptophyta, Magnoliopsida, Poales, Poaceae. The transcript is spliced from 8 exons. The record is from RefSeq and is a predicted model, not a curated record.
AUGCCUCCCUCCCCGGCGACCACCGCCGCCUCCGCCACCACCCACCUCGCCCUCCUCGUCGUCCUCUCCUCCUCCUCCCUCUUCUUCCUCUACAAGUCCAUCACCCUCCGCCGCCGCCUCCGCCGCAUCCCCUCCUCCACCCCUUCCCCCACCCCCACCCCCGCCGCCACCCCCACCCCGACCCUCCUCUACGCCUCGGUCACCGGCACCUCCAAGGACCUGGCGGCGCGGCUCUCCCUCCGCCUCACGGACGCCGGGGCACCCGCGCGGCCCACCGACGCCGCGGCCUUCGACCCGGACGACCUCCCCUCCGUCCCGCUCCUGCUCCUCGUCCUCCCCACGCACGACGGCGGGGCGGCCCCGCCCGGCGCCGCCUUCCUCGCGCGCUGGCUCGCGGAGACCACCGCCGACUUCCGCGCCGGGGCGCUGCUCCUCUCCGACCUCCGCUUCGCCGUCUUCGGCGUCGGGUCCAGGGCCUACGGCGAGACCUUCAACGCCGCCGCCAGGAGCUUCUCGCGGUGGCUGCGCGCGCUGGGAGCCGUCGAGGUGGUGCCCGUCGGGGAGGGCGACGUCGAUGGCGGGGACCUCGACGGUGUGUUCGAGGAGUGGUGCGGGAGGGUGCUGAGGGUGGUGAAAGGGGAGGAUGAGGAGGAUGAAGAUGGGGUCAAUGGGGAGGCCAAUGGAUUUGAAGAGUUAGAUGGUGUGGAGUCCGAUUAUGAUGAUGAGGAUGACGAGGAGGAGGAGGAGGAGGAGGUGGCUGCUGGGGAGGUUGACAUGGAAGACAUUGCGGGCAAGGCAACAGCAAAGAAGCAGAAUGGGAAGGUGGGUGGUGGCUUGACGAAUGGAGGGCAGAAUGGUGCCAGGGCGAUGGUCACGCCGAUCAUCAGGGCCAGCUUGGAGAAGCAAGGAUACAAAAUUGUUGGUUCUCAUAGUGGAGUGAAGAUCUGUAGAUGGACAAAGUCACAGCUCCGAGGUCGUGGAGGGUGUUACAAGCACUCAUUUUAUGGCAUAGAAAGCCACAGAUGUAUGGAGGCAACUCCUAGUUUGGCUUGUGCAAAUAAGUGUGUGUUCUGUUGGAGGCAUCACACGAAUCCUGUUGGCAAGAGUUGGAAGUGGAAGAUGGACGAUCCUCUUGACAUUGUUAAUACUGCAAUUGAUGAACACAGGAAGAUGGUUAAGCAAAUGAAAGGCGUGCCAGGAGUAAAACCAGAACGACUAGCAGAGGGCCUAUCUCCUAGACAUUGUGCAUUAUCUCUUGUUGGUGAACCUAUUAUGUACCCAGAGAUAAAUGCUCUCGUUGAUGACCUACAUCGCAGACACAUUUCUACGUUUCUGGUUACAAAUGCUCAAUUUCCUGAUAAGAUCAAGGCGCUGAAACCAAUCACCCAGCUAUAUGUCAGUGUGGAUGCAGCUACAAAAGAAAGCCUGAAGGCUGUUGACAGGCCACUCUUCUCGGACUUCUGGGAGCGUUUUCUGGAUUCUCUCAAGUCCCUGCAUGACAAAGAUCAAAGGACAGUGUACAGACUGACAUUGGUCAAAGGCUGGAAUGUGGAAGAGAUAGAUGCGUACGCAAACUUACUAGAACUUGGGCAACCUGAUUUCAUUGAAAUCAAGGGUGUAACAUACUGUGGCUCGUCAGCAACUUCAAAGUUGACAAUGGAAAAUGUCCCCUGGCAUGCUGAUGUAAAAGAAUUCUCUGAGGUGUUGGCAACCAAAAGUGGUGGCGUAUAUGAAUUAGCCUGUGAGCAUGUGCAUUCAUGCUGUGUGCUACUUGCAAAGGUGGAUAAGUUUAAGAUCAAUGGAAAAUGGCAUACCUGGAUAGAUUAUGACCGAUUCAAUGAACUGGUGAUGUCUGGAAAGCCUUUUAAGAGCAGCGAUUACAUGGCUAUGACACCUUCAUGGGCUGUCUACGGCGCAGAGGAGGGCGGCUUCGACCCAGAUCAAGCUCGCUUCAAGAAGGAAAGGCGCCAUGGAGCUGCAGCACUCAAAGGCUAAUCUUUGACCAAUCUUGUCACCAAACCGUGGGACUGCUGCUUUCACAGACUAACAUAUGCACCACAUUCCAGGAGUGAAAAUUCCGGAAUCAAGAAUUGUGAGAGAGUGGGGCUCGUGUGCUAUUUGUUUGUCUCAGUACCUAGAGUGUAUGCAACAUGUACCUCUGUUCUUUUGACCCCUGAAAACUAUCUGGUAUAGUGAUGUUUUCAUUAUCCUAUCCAGUGCGGCGAAUGUAUACUUUGUAUCAGUGAUAAUUCCUAUCAAGUCAAUCAGAAUUUUGAGAA